Molecule: messenger RNA, 954 nt
Organism: Dinoponera quadriceps
Lineage: Eukaryota; Metazoa; Arthropoda; Insecta; Hymenoptera; Formicidae
Product: DNA mismatch repair protein MutL-like
Exons: 2
Coding region: 314-787 (157 amino acids)
Biological process (GO): mismatch repair
Molecular function (GO): ATP binding
Source: RefSeq, a predicted model, not a curated record
AUCUCGGGUGAGUAACUUUCAAAUUUUAUUAGCAGAUCAAGUCAACAAUAUUACGUAUAAUGUAAUUAAACAGAUGCAUUGCCAUUUUCAUAGUGCAAGGAAAUUGGCAACACGAAAAAAUACAGGUACAUCCGUGCAAUUUGAAAGACAGAUUAUGUGAGCUUAGAUUGUCGCAUGCUUCAUUAAAGUGCAUUAAGGUACGUAACUACUCGAAGUCAUAAAUCAUCUUGGACGAUGACGGGCCACUUUAGUGAAUGUUUCUUCCUUCCGUUAGGUCAUUAAUCAAAUUAACAACGAAUUCAUCGCCGCCUGGAUGAUGUACGAUCAAAUGAAAAUAUUACUAAUGAUAGAUCAACAUGCCGUCCACGAGAGAAUACGUUACGAGAAUUUACUUCGCAGAUACAAAGCACAGAACGAGGGCGGACUACUCUCUGUAAACUUACGUAAUCCUUUAGCCGUGGAAUUUCCUACACAGAUGUGCAAUUUACUCUUAUGCCAUAAGAUGUUAUUAAGGAAAUACGGAAUCAGCUUAGGAUCGUUAAGGAAAAAUACAUUGUUAAUACGUGCAAUACCGCAAUGCUUGGUUACAAGAAAUGAUUACUGUAAAAGCGAGAAGAUAUUGCCGAGAAUUUAUAGCCUGUUAAAUGACAUAUUGGCGAACCGUAAUGCAGCCAAUCAUACGAGCAUAUUACCAUUAACUAUUCGCAAUGCCAUAGCGUCGGAGGCUUGUCAUGGUAAUCAUCAAUGGCAAACACACAAAUAUUAUUUUCUAAAAGUAUACACAUAGUUGCGUAAUGCGGAAAUCGUUCGCAGGCGCCAUCAAGUUCGGCGACAAACUAACUUUCGAGCAGUGCAAGUCCCUAAUGAAGUUACUAAGAUAUACAAAAUCUCCUAAUCGAUGUGCACACGGACGACCGACUGUGAUACCGGUGAUGGAGCUCUCGGAACUAGAGA